Messenger RNA from Mesorhabditis belari, 249 nucleotides. The record is from the annotation of a GenBank genome assembly. Lineage: Eukaryota; Metazoa; Nematoda; Chromadorea; Rhabditida; Rhabditidae.
AUGUCUCAACGACUGAAAGUUCUAGAGUUGUACCGAACUUUGUACUACAUGGGCAAGGAGUAUCCAAACGGCAGUCAAUGGUUCCACACACGCUUGAAACUCGCCUUCGCCAGGAACAGUGCUGAGACCGAUCCGCAAAAGAUUGAACAACUUAUACAGAGAGGCGAAUUCGUUGUCAAAGAAAUCGAAGCACUUUACAGUUUGAGAAAGUACCGAGCCAUGAAACAACGAUACUACGAGGACAGUCAA